Messenger RNA from Pelobates cultripes (western spadefoot toad), 23595 nucleotides. NCBI's taxonomy places the organism in Eukaryota, Metazoa, Chordata, Amphibia, Anura, Pelobatidae. The record is from the annotation of a GenBank genome assembly.
AUGAAUGCUGCCACCGGUCAGGGGGUGAUUACAGCCCCUCCCCCCCCCAGCAUGCCACACAAAGAGCGCUAUUUUGACCGUAUUGAUGAGAACGAUCCAGGAUAUCUCCGAGAGAGGAACAUGUCACCAGACCUGCGGCAGGAUUUCAACAUGAUGGAACAGAAGAAGAGGGUGACCCAGAUUUUAAAAAGCCCGGUAAGAUUUUUUUUUAAUUAUUAAUUUAUUUUUUUUACAUAUGGCUGUCCCCUUGCCUUUUUAUUUUUUUUGUUUAUUUUAUAUAUCCAAGUAGUGUUCUGGACACACACCAGUUGUCAUGCAAAAUAUUUUUUCCCCUCUCUAUCAUUCCCUUACUCUACAGAGUCUGUCUACUUCACUCCCCAACUGCUGUAUAUUGCUCUGCAGAGCCUGUCCACUCCACUCUCCAUCUGAUAUACAUGUUGCUCUGCAGAGCCUGUCCCAUCCCACACACCUUCACUGUACUGUUGCUCUGCAGAGCCUGCCCCUCAAGCCCCCGUUCAUUAUACAUUUGCUCUGCGAAGCCUGCCCCUCCAGCUUCCAUAGACUGUACUGUUUUUUUAGACCAUGCACCACUAUAUUUCUGUGUGAAGAAUUAAGACUGCACUAUGAAUUCAGAGCAUUGCUGAUUCACAACACAAAAGCUUUAGGUUUUCAGUAAAUAGUUUACAGCGCUUGGGACAUGUUGUAAGUGAUGUGUUCUAUCCUGUAUCGAGAUGUCAUGUAGUAUAUUACUGUUUUAGUUUUUUUCUCAUUUUACUUUAUUUUGUAAACAUUGCUGUUUUACAAACCCCUUGUAAAGAUGUCUUUCUCAGACUAGCUUGUGAGACUGGAUACAUUCUUCCGGGACAAUGAAAUGGAAUACAAUAUAUCCAGUGUAAAUUCAUUUCUCGAAUGCCGCUGUCAUGAACUUUAGCUUCCCUUUGCUUGUCAGAUGUCAGGAAUUUUAAUUUUGAUUUAGGUCGUUGGUCAAUACGUUUCUUUUCAUUUCGUUUCAUCGUACAUUGGACAACAUACGUUCUGUUCCUCCCUCUCGCACUUUCUGGAAUCCUGGCUUUCUCUCUAAAGAGGUGCAGUCGGGUGCUCCCCUUUGGCUCAGUGCAGAAAAAAAGUCCCUUCUUUUCAGAGACCCUCUGCUACUGCUGCUUUGGCAAAGUCUGAAGGGCUUUGAAAUUCUUUCUGUUCUCCAAUCAGCUACAGAUCGCUUCAUUAGACAAUCACAAGAGUGGCCGCUCAAUGGGAUGCCGAGGGGAGGUUGGGGAAAUGGGGGCAGGAGUACAGGACAUUUGGAAUGAGUUUGGGGAUUUUUAACUCUUAGCAUGCUCUGCACUGUAAUCUUAGUAAUGCACACAGUCCACUAUAAAAACCAGUGUAACAAUCACUAAAUAUAAGAUUUAUUUAAUCUACCUUCUACAAAAUAAUGACUUUCUAACCUUGCUUCUCACUCCUUAAGCCCUGUUAUGUUGUUAAUAUACUCAUUAUUCACAAUAAAUACCUAUGGUUACUGUGAGAUGGAGUCUGACAAUAAAUUUAGGUCUUUUAGUCAAAUGAUGGACAUAUCUUUAAAUUAAAUCUGCCACCUAAACUUAAAAAAACAAAAACAAACAACCUAUUCCUUCUAAUGACACAUUCACACUUACAUUAUCUCUAGUGCAUAGAACAUCUUCCCAGCAUGCGCGUCUCUUCUCUUUAGAUGUACGUUGUUUUCUCCUUAAGCCUUUGUUAACUUAACUGUUGUUUAUUGGUUGUUGACUGGUGCAAGACUCUGAGAGGAGGUAGGUUGGAUGAAAAUCUUAAAUGGCCCUGAUAAUAUAUAUAUUUUUUUGAUGGUAUGUAGAACCUUUUGCAAAAACAUAUUAAAAAGCUAAGCGGUAUGUGAAUUGCAUACAUUAAUACAGACUCCUAUUUAGUGAUAAAAAUAAUCGGAUAAACAGGUCAUCAUUCGUUUUUGGGUUUUCUUUUCUCUCGCAAACUUUCAAACUAUUUUCUUGCCCUAGGAUGAGCAUUGCUCUGUAAUAAGAUCUUUGCAGGGAUUGAAAUAAUGUGGGUAUUGCAUUAAAAUGUCAUCAAAACUCUUGUUGCAAUGCCUGAGAAAUGCAGUUUGACUCUGGGGAAUAAGUGUAACCGAUAUCCGACUGGCAGGGAGGAGGGAUGGUAAGGGGCCGGCGUCGCACUCAACUCUGGUUGCAGUUCUCUGAUCUUCCUUUGCUGUCAUUACACGUCCUUGAUGGUUCCUGCAAGCCAUUCAAAUGGUUAAACUUGCAGGUAAAGGAUGCUCCACUAUUAUACUAUACUUUGUAACAGUCUACGAAAUGUGUGUUACCAUGAUCACCAGAUACAUGGUAGGUUUAAAUGGGCUUUUAUUCCACCAAAUCCACUUAAUGCAACAUUACAAAUAACACAUGGGUCUAAAUUAGGAUUGAUGUAACUUCAGCUUGGGUUAAAACAUUUGUGUUUCUGUGAUUUGUACCAUACCGUGGGAUGGUGUAAGCAUUUGGAAGAGUCUCUCUGGAUAUAGCUGUGUCUAUCAAAUGUAUUCUAAAAUCUGUAAGACUUUAUCAGGGGGUGGAAAUGAUCGAUUUGACACACACAUAGUGGAUAGUUGAAUCGACUAUUCAAUGGAGUUGGUAUUGUAGAACGCCAUAGGAUUAUUCAUAACGGUUUUCUGUGAUCUGAUUGACUUUUAUUUCUGAGACAUGAAUAAAAUCUUUGAAUGCAUUGCUUGACGAAUAUAGCCUGAGCUUUUCAGAGGAAUGGUUGGAUCUGAAUACAACAUAUUUGCAAUGAAAUGCCAGAGUAUUUGAAAGCGCUUUAAAUGAAACUAGUAAUGGUACUUGGUGUAGUUUGAGUGCCCCUUCUCUACGUUAAACCUUAUAAAAUUAUUUAGAUUUUUGCUUGUGGGACUCACUCUAAUGGCUCUGGAUGAAGUAAUAGAAUGGGUUGCUGGAUACCAAUAGUAUGAGUCGAAAUGGAGUGCCCACUGAACACACAAUAUCUUCUCUUUUCAAGCUGAUUCGUCUUGCAGCAAUCAAGAAGAUAGGCAAGUGGAGGUAGAUCUCAUGGAGCUGAUUUUGCUGAAGUCCGAGAAGACACAGCACACAUUGUUCAGCUACAUCCCUUCUACUGUGACUUGGAUCUGGGCCCCGCUCGCCUUCUCAAAGGAUGUGCUAAUGAGUUUGGCCCAGCUUUUUCGAACGUACUGAACUGUUCUCCAAACACAGAUGCCUUUUCUGAUCAGCUGCCACUAGCCAUUAUAAGACCUUGUCUAAAAAAAAUCCUUUGUUCCAAAUCUCCCCCUGGAGGCAGGAUUUUUAAAGUGGAUGCAAGGCAUUUGGGACAGCACCUGUAAACCCCACCAUUAAAGGGACACUUUAGUCACAAAAUAACUUUAACUUACUGAAACAGUUUUUCUGUGUAGGGCAUGCCUCUGAAGUCUCACUGCUCAGUUCUCUGCCAUUUAGGAGUUAAAUCACUUUUGUUGCUGUAGCCCUAGCCAUACUUCCCCUGGCUGUGACUGACACAGCCUUAAUGAAUGUUAGAUUUAACUUGCUUUUAAAAGUUUUAAUCUCCUACUCUGCAAAUUGAACUUUAAUUAUAUGCAGGGGAGUCCUGCAUGGUCUAGCAAGCUAUUAACUAAACAAAGGAUAAAAAAAAAUCUGAAUUAAACAAAAUUUGCAAAAAAGUGUAAACCUGAAAUUACUCUUUACAGGAAGUGUUAAAGAAGACUGUCUAAGUCACAUGCAGGAAGGUGUGGCUAGGGCUGCAUAAACCGUGAUUUAACUCCUAAAUGGCAGAUAAUUGAGAAGUGGGAUGAGGGCAUAAUAAGAUAGGCCAUGAUCUGUACAGCAAAACUGUCUCAUUAUGCAAAAGUUCCUUUGGUGACUAUAGUGUCACUUUAAAGUUUGAUUUCAGAAAAUUGUACAGAAACCAUCGUGGAAUGUGUUCAGUGUGGUGUUUGACUAUUUAUUCCUAAUACACCUUGACUUGUCUGAAGCACUUGACACUAUAGACCAGGGAUAGGCAACCUUCGGCACCCCCAGAUGUUGUGGAUUACAAUUCCCUUGAUGCUUUGUCAGCAUUAUGACUGUAAGAGCAUUAUGUGAGAUGUGGUCCAAAACAUCUGUAGUGCCAAAGGUUGCCUACCCCUGCUAUAGACGGUGGAGCAGACAGAACUACACUGGAAAGAGUUGCAGAGAUUUUUGUUGGUUCCUGUCUUUUCAUGAUGGAUAAUUAACAAGUGCUACCCUUGUGUUUUCAUUGUGUGAGCCAUACAAUUUUUUGCACCUUCAUUGGAUCGUGCAGGAAGCUUUAAAGGGACACUAUACGCACAGCAGUGUUUUCAUUGCAGGUUUUAAAUGCCUCCAGUUGCUGUCACAGAGAAGCCACUAGAAGCACUUCCAACAAAACAGCAGAGUAAAAUUCUAUUAAAAUCAGGUGGACUCAUAGAGACAAUCUGGUUAGCACAGUGCAGCAUUUUGCACGCAUGCUCCCUUGUCUCACAGUGCUUUCCUGUGUGGAAAAGCAUGGGAUUGGCUGAGAUCAUCGAUCUUGAUAAUCUCAGCCAAGUUGGCGGGACAGGAGCGCAGAGACCGGCACUGCGUGGGUGAACAGGUGACUAGUGUUUCAUUAAAUAUACAGGAGACAAAGUUUGCAGUGGUUAUAUCUGGAAUGUUAAUACCACACACCAAGUGGCAUCUUAGAUGCAAACUACCUACAAAACGAUCCCACAUCCUGGUGCCAUUAUUAUUUUAACACGUUAUGUCAGCCGUGUGAUUUGUACGUAAAUCCUGGUUUCCUGUGACAUGCCUGACAUGUCUUUUGGCUUUGAAAGAGUUAAAAUAGAAUGUCAUUUUAAAAAAACAAAACUGCAGUAUAGCCCUAGCAGCACACCAUAAGCAGGAAAGUUUGUUCUGACUUUGUCUUUCGGGACUUCAUUCUGAUGACUGCAUAUCAUAUAACUGAUCACUAAAGGGUUAAAAAGCAAUUCUCCCUCAUAGUCAAUCCCAGCUAGGACUUCCAGCACCUUGUGUGAUUAUGUAGCGCACUCUGGUGGCUAAAAAACAUUACUGCGCCAUAAUAUUUAUCAGCUCACCUAAUUUAAAAUCGCAGGCCGUGUUCCUGCUGCCAACUGACCAGUUGUAUUUCAUUAAAUGCACAGACAGGUUUAGGCAAAGUAUAUCAGCAACUUGAAAGGGGGAGUUUGGGGAGAUUUUAAAGAUUUCCUGUGCUACUGUGUUGCAACAUGAAACCUUGUUUUAGCUAAAACACAUAAUGGCCAUUAAAAAAAAAAAUCUUCUAAAAACCUGAGUAACUGCAGACGAUUGAUUUUUCACUUGUUCACUUAUCAUCCAGUUGUUUACAACCGUAUCAUUUUACACAUCCCCCUCACUCUUUGUAUAUAGAUGAAGGGGUCGUAGAUGGGCAAAUCAGACCGUUUAGACUUCGGAACUGAAAGGGUUAUUGCCAAGUGGUAACCUGUAUGUGCAGUCGUUCCUUCUAGGGGAGGCGGGGGGCGAGGCAUUUGUGGUUGAAAAGAGAAAUUGUCAGGAAUAAGACUGCAGAUGUUAGAAGUUAGGGAUACGGACGCAAACUGAUCACAAAGAUGAGGAGACCUGGUGAGACAGCAGGAGAUUGAUAGAUUACUCCAAGAGAUAGUGAGACUCCAGCGAUGUAGGAGUUACUGGUGAUGUUAAUUAAAAUGACAGUAUAGCCUGGACCCUGAUUAGUUGCACAUAUAUGCCAGCUCCUCAUUUAAAAAGUAAAAGAACACAAGGUGUACAGUGACCAAUAUUCUCCCCCAGUCCUGAUUUUGACAUUUGAUUUUGAUGAUGAUUUUUGUCCUAUGAAACCCAAUCUAGCAGAGUUUGCGAAUUAUGCAGUUGUUUAGUAUAAGUAGUUUCAUUCAUGGAAAAAUAGCUUGUAAAAGUAGAGUGUAGGAGCUUGUUUUUGCAAUCAGAUUCUUCAAAGUCUAAUUUUUAGUAUUUAUAGGUCAGAAAUCAUACGCAACAUUGAGUAUCUCUGACACAUACCACUUAUCGGUUGGGUAUCUGUCUUCAGAUGUCAGCCCUGGUGUGUAUAAAUAGGGAGUUAUAAAAGAGGUAAUUUGCAGACAUUUGGAAGGAAGAUGAGUUAAAUUGCCCAGCUGGGAAUCUUCCAAUCCUCCCCCAGCAAUGUCAUGUACAAACAAAUCCGACGUGUUGAGUGCUUUGUACAACUCCUACUCUUCACUGACCAAUUCUCUGUUAAUUAGUAGAUUUGGUGCCCCCAGGCUUAGAAUUGGAACAGAACUAAAAAUAUAAAUGUAUGUAGCAAACACUUAUUAACACAAACCAGCAAUGAGAUCUCCUGGCACCUGGAGCUAAUUAAAGGGAAUGGCAGAUCAAGGUUGGCGCGGGAUGGGUGGGGUGAUGUAGCAGAAUGUUGUACAUUGCUAUUAUUCACAAAUCUAUAGAAAGGUUUCCAAAUCCAAACAUGAUAUAUUGUAAAACAUCCCUGGGCAGGUUCGGGGUGAAAGCCUUGGGGUUUGUUUUCUGUUGCACUCCUAACUUUAUUUCCGUGUGUGAUCGGAAAAGUAUUAACUCUUCAAAUAGUCAUAAAUUCAAUAAUUAAAACAAAGUGCUAUAAAUAUGCUUUAAUAUUUCAGUUUGUAAAUUUAUUUUGCUGACUUUUAACCAACAAUAAUUACUUGGUGCACCACGUUAUAAAUCUAAAAUUGAACAUGUCUAAUAAGUUAUGAUGCGAACCCACUUAUCCUGUUAUGCACAGUAAGUAUGACACACCUACCAACUGUCCUACUUCAGGAGAAAGAGUCCCUAUUCUUAAUGGGCAUUCCAUCUGCAAUAUGUAGGUUUCGACAUGAACAACAUAGUUUAAUAUCCGUAAUAUUGCCAGCAUUAGAUAGAUACCUAUAAUGGUUAUUUAGAAUGUAAAGUUUGUCUUGUGCUUAAUGUUUUUAUUACAGAAUUAAUGUCAUUAUUGAAGUUAUCCCCAGUAACCCUACAAAACAGUCACAUCCUGUAAAAGUCUCCUUUUGCCAUUUCAAAUGUUGGGUGUUAUGAAGAUUAUAUGUGAAUGGUUUUAUUCUGUCUUGUACAAGCUGCUAAGGCCUCAUUUUGCUGCUGUCAUAUUAUAAGGUUGACAUAACCUGUAAUAAAAAUGAAACAUUAUUAUUAACAUUAUUGUGCAUGGCCAGGAGCUGGAGCAAGUAGAUGUAUCAUUCAAGAAAGUAUCCAGUUCUGUUUUCUCUGUUUAUAUACUGUUUUGUGCCCAUUUUCCAGGGCUGUGGAUAUAUAUAGGAUUCCUUGGUGAUAUCCCCCCAUCCCCUAAUCCCCUUUAGAGUUUGAGGGUGGGUAAUGUCACUGAGUUCUCCUAUUGAUCGUUUUAUUUAAGCAUUCAUAUCACUCAAGUAGACCAUCUCUGCUCUGAAUAUAUGGCUGCAGUGCUUAAUACAGGAAGUGACAUCAUAGAUCUGGUAGACCUCAUGUAUACGGAGCAUAAGACUGCAGUGCGGAUACAGGAAGUGAAUUGAUCUAGCAACUUUCCUGUAUUCUAAACACGUCAAUGCAGUGCAUAUACAGGAAGUGAUUGUAUUGAUCUGACAGACUUCCUGUAUACUGAGCAUAUAACCGCAGUACGUAUACAGGACGUGGUAUCACUGAUCUGGCAGACUUCCUGUGUACUGAGCAUAUAACCGCAGUACGUAUACAGGAAGUGAUAUCACUGAUCUGGCAGACUAACUGUAUACUGAGCAUAUAACCGCAGUACGUAUACAGGAAGUGACAUCAUUGAUCUGGCAGACUUCCUGUAUACUGAGCAUAUAACUGCAGUACGUGUACAGGAAGUGACAUCAUUGAUCUGGCAGACUUCCUGUAUACUGAGCAUAUAACUGCAGUACGUGUACAGGAAGUGACAUCAUUGAUCUGGCAGACUUCCUGUAUACUGAGCAUAUAACUGCAGUACGUGUACAGGAAGUGACAUCAUUGAUCUGGCAGACUUCCUGUAUAUUGAGCAUAUAACUGCAGUACGUAUACAGGAAGUGACAUCAUUGAUCUGGCAGACUUCCUGUAUACUGAGCAUAUAACUGCAGUACGUAUACAGGAAGUGACAUCAUGGCUCUUGAUGUGGAUAUCAAUUUAAUAAAUUGAUUAUCUUGCGUAUCUGCCCCCGGCCAAAUUAAAGCAGUAGUGCGUGCACGCUCCUAAAGUAAUUCUCACCAGACACAGGUUUCGGAUUAAUGAAAAACUUGAGGAAUGUUUAUUCUGGGGGGACGGCAUGUCCCUUAUAAAGCAAAAUUACAUCAGAUGCAUUGUCAGAGAUAACAUGGAAUAAUACAUCCAUAAUUGGUUAGGUGUUAAGUGGUUUAUUUAGUGCUCUUCCUACCGGGUGUGAUGUCACUGGUAUCUUGGUGGUCUCCCCCAGAUUCCAGCGCCAUCUUGUUAGUAAAGGUUUUAGUCGAUGUCAAAGGGAAACUCCCUAGCGGCCAUUUUAGGUUAAUCACAUAGAAAGUUGAAUAAUGCUGAUUGUAGUUAUGCUGAGUAAAUAGGAAUUUUACUAACAUGGAUUGGGUUUUUUUUUGUCCACAACACUCUGGUAGACUUCUUUAAUGCUGAACGGAUUGCUUCAGUGUGUAUACAGAUAGUAUAGGUGACAGUGACACCGCUAUCAAGCCUUGCUUCACACAUCAUGCAGGAAAUUAAAUACUAGAUCCUAAAGGAUGGUCAGCGUCUUCAUGUCCACUUUGUCAGCGAAUGUGUAGCUCUCAUUACAUUUAAGAAUGUUAUUUAUUACAUGUCUCUUUCUGUCUCUUGCAUGUCAGGCUUUCCGUGAUGAUCUAGAGAGCCUCAUUGAUGAUCAGAUGCAGAAAGGAAAUAAUCCUGCAGGGUUAUUGGCGCUACAGCAGAUCUCCGAUUACAUCACCGCAAGCUCCUUUGCUGGUUUUUCGUCGCCCUCGCUUAGUAAGUCCGCACCUUUCACUGUAAUCCAUUCCUGAGAGAGAUGUAAUAUCAUUUUUUUUUAUUAUUUAUUUAUUUAAAAGCAUGCAUAUUGUGAAACCUUGCAUUGUGUGGGAUUGCCUGCCGGUGAGUUUUGGCAGACACGUGACUUGAUGUGUGGGUUUAUGGCCCAUUGUCACAGGUUAGAGGGAGGUAGAUACAAAGUGAGCAUUUUCAAAGUCCACAUUUAUUGGCCAUUUUACUUUGCAAUCCCUUCCAUGUAUUCAUACUCCAAGCAGAGCAUGCACUGCUAAUAUAGCACUGAAUUAGUUAAACGGAUAUCAAGCAGCAAAGUAAAAUAACGAAUCUUGCUGCAGGAAGUUGCCCUCGAUCGACUUGCAUCCCUCCCCAUCCAAUUUACUUGUAUCUGGCCUGGCAUCCUGUUUGUAUAAAGUGGUGUUUUGGCUUCCCAGUUUAGGGCACCGUUUUGGUUGCUCAGAUGGGGAAGGAGGUAGAUCUCAUAAAUCUGUAUAGAUCAUUACUGUCGUGCGUUACUGGAGUGAUCGGACAAGGAAAGUCAAAGAUAAAGAAAUGUUCUUAAUGGUUACUUAAAUAUAAUUUGUGAAAGUGACCUAAAUUGAAGCAGUUCUAAUAGCCCACAUUACAGACAGGCUAACCUCCUGCUAGCUUGCUCUGUUUGUAACUGUGGCUGUAGGAAUCCUAAGCCUUUGUGAUUUCUACGCCACCGGGAUGUCACCUAGAUGUCCUCGUGUGUUUGGCAACUCUCCUUGUCCAGGCGGGUGAUGUAUCUACGCUCUGCAGGAUGUCUCGCAAAAUCAUCAGCGGUAGAAACAUGCACUUUGAAUGACCUGCUAAUUCUGUGUGUCUUGGUUUUAUUUUGAAUCAGUUUGCAGAUUUUUGUUUUGUUUUCUUAUGCAUACACUUAUGCCAUAAACAUACACGGUUUCUUUUAAUGAUAUUUUGAACAAGGAAAAAAAAAAUGAAAAUGAGGUUUAACUGCUACCACAAUAUUGUGUAAUGACGUUGGCUCCUUGCUUAGGUUAUGGUAUCUCCCUAGUAUUUAUCAAACCCUCUACUCUAGCAACUUCACAAAGAGAAUUCCCUUGUCUGGACAAAACUGUCUUUCAAGGACACCCCAGGCAUUAAUAAACCUUUUCUUUUAUUAGGUAAUGCAAUAAAAUUAUCCAAAAAAAAUAACAUUUCAAUCGUAAAAUAAAUCCUUACAUGGUUUUUUGGUAUUCAUGCAUUUGCUCUAACUCUACAGACUUUGCAGCUUCUGCAGUGAGUUGUAACAAACCAGGAAGGAACCUUUUCUUGUCCCUGGAAUAUUUUUUUUUUUUUUUAAUGCUUAUAAAAGGGCACAAAGGAUAGGGCCCUGUCUGGAAUGGUAGCUUCUUGUAAAAAUAUAAUCACAGCUACACAAAUAAUAUCAGGCAAGAAACAGUGUGGUUUGCCCUCUCUGAGUAAGGAGUGUAUACAUAUCUUCACAGUAGGUAUUUGAUGAUUAACCUGUUUUUCCUUAGGACCAGCUCCUAUUUCACAGAACCGGUUUCCUAAUAUUGUUUUAAUACCUUUCCCAUUAUACAUGCAAUCUGAACCUACAGAAAUGUACAUAAAACACAUAGAACUAUGUACAAAAUGAUGUGUCAAAAUCUUGCUUACAUACACUACAUUAUCAAGUUUUUUUUUUGUUUUUUUUUAAAUGUCAUGUAUACAUUUUUCUUUAAGGGUCCCCACACACCUCUUUGCGUACAGAUUCAAUUAAGCAAAUGACGUCAAGUGAGUAGUAGUCUGUCCCGCGCUGAAGUUGGUGCUGCUUGUCUGCAAUAAGUUGGGUUUUUAAAUUCCAUUUAAUUGAUUUUUAUUUUAUUAAUUCUUAAAGCAGGAGACUAAGCACCAUAACCACUACAGCCUGCUGUAAGAGUUUGAGUCCCUCAAUUCUGUCAAACCGUUUGGCUCAGCUAAUCAAAGCUGCUCAAAUUUAAUUAGCCCCGUCAAUUUUGUAAAAAUUAGAGUUACUGCAUUAGCGGUCUGUUAAAAGAGGGGCUGAGCCAGAGGUGUCUUGGUUUGAUAGCUGACACCAGAUGGAGUUCAGAGCCUCCUAGAAACAUUAUCACUACAACAGGUUGUAGUGGUUAUGGUGCUUAGAUCCUCUUUAAUGUUUUUUUCCUCCGAUUGACCAUUUUAUAGCUUUGCACUGUUGCUUUCUCUCCAGCGCUCAAAAGGUUUAUUAUGUUGCUGCUAAAAUGUCCAGCAAUGUGCGUAUUGGCAUCUUGGCUCAGAUGUAUCAUAUUCUGGUUAAAUAGUUUGAUAUUUUUAAUUAGGCUUGGGAAUGGUGACCCCCAUUAAUGACAUACAAGCCUCGGCGGAGGCUGCAAUGAUGAAAGGGGAGAGACUGACUCGCUGCAAGCUGGCCAGCAUGUACCGGUUGGCUGAUCUGUUUGGCUGGGCACACAUGGCCAAUGCCUACAUAACAGUAAGUGGUUUCCUUUCUUCUCACUUUAUGCUUUUUAGUGAAAAAGUUCCAAUGUGUUCUGUGCAAUGGAUAAAAACAAAACAUGAAAUUAAAUUAUAAGAGCAGCAUUUAUUAACAAAUGGGUUGAGACCCCAAAAGGAGUACUCCAGUGUUUGGAUCAGGAGCAUCCCAGGUCAUUUCUUACAAUAAACCUGUUACCGUAGCAGCACUGUCAGCAGUGAAGAAUUGCAGCUGUUUUGCACAUUUUAUGGUAUUACAGCUGAAAGAUGACCAACUCGCGUAACUAAACCUGCAGAAUGGGCGAUCAUACAAAUACUGUGUACGGAACUUGGGUCUUUGAUCAAAUAAAAAAAACAAAAAAAAAACAAUUAUCUAUUAGUAAGGUAUUGGAAAUGCAGCAUAUUAUCCAAGACAAGUAUCUGAAAGGGAUGUGUACGGUAGCUGCAGAAACGUGAGCAAACCGUGAGAGUGUAAACCAAGGAAUCCAAAUCCCAAGCUGAUUUGUAAUGUGAAAUAAAUAUUUUCAUUAAUAGAGAAUAAAUGUAUCCGUUGCUCAGUAGCAUACAUACCUGGCAGGGGGACAAUCUGCCCUUGGUGACAGGCAGCAGUAGGUGCACAGGGCCCCGGGGAUUGUGAGUGUGUGAAUGGGAGUCUCUAUGUGAAUUUGAGUAUAGGAAUAUCAGCGUAUGCAUAGGAAUAUGGCCAGGUGGGGGAGGGUUGCCAAUUAACAUUUCUGCCCUGGGUACCUACGUAUGCCUCUGCUACUGCGUUACCUUUUAUUUUAACCCAUUAAUGACAAUGGACAAGCCUAAACAUUGCAUUAAGUUGACAACAUUGCUGAUAUUCUCUUCAUGAUCAGCAUAGAAAGGUCAGUGUAAUACACACCCAAGGUGCUUUUUAAAAGUGAAUCACUUGUCAAGAAACUCAGCAUACAGAGCAGUGUCCACUCUCAGAGCUUCCCUGUCACUCACAGCGGCUUUGAGGUUAGGCUACAUAUGGCCCCCAGUGGCCACAUCUGACAUACAAAAUCAAUGGGAUUAACUCACUUAUUGCUGCUUUACAGUUGUAUCAAAUAUAUCCGACAUCUUGUGUAUUUGACAAUCUUGUGUGUGUGUGUGUGUGUGUGUAUGAGACACAGUCUGUGGGCAACCCUGUUCCCGUUAAGCUAUAGUAUAUUCAGAACAAAUUGCCUGUAAUGGACAAGGUUAUUGCAAUCUAAAUUGUUUAGAACCAGACCAAAAUAAACAAAUUAGAAAAUAUUCUGUUCGCUGGAAUUUUAACUUGGCUCUUUUUUUCCUAAUAUUUGAAGUUCAUUUGAGUGACUAACCCUGCUUCUAUUGAGGGUUUGCAGUAACAUUUAUUAAGUCAUUUGUCUGUAAUGUAGGGGAUGUUUUAAUUCCUUACCCUUUUCCUGAUAUUACACACAGGUCCGAGUGAGCAAAGAACAAGAUCACAUUUUGAUAGUUCCCAGGGGCCUCUCCUUCUCUGAAGUGUCAGCCGCCAACUUGGUACGUACAACUUUUUCAAAUGUAUUUGUUUGUUUGUUUAUUUUUAUUUUUUUCUGAUCUAGAUGACUAUCCAGGAAAAGACAGACUGCCAAUCCAUGAACUGCAUGUACAGAGUGACACUUCUUUGCAAAUUAAAAAUCUGUGCAAGGCUUGCUUGCCCCCCUCGAGAUGUGUUUAAAACUUGUAUGGUUUUACAGUACUGGAGCAUGUUUGAUAGCAUUAAAUACAUUGUCUUAUUGUAUGCUUGAUGCUGCAGGUGAAGCUUAAUAUAAUCGGUGAGGUGGUGGAUCAGGGAACCACUAAUCUACGAGUCGACCCAUCGGGAUUCAGCCCGCAUGGUGCCAUUUACUCCACACGUCCUGAUGUGCGAUGCGUUAUCCACAUCCAUACCCCCGCCACAGCUGCCGUGAGUAACAAUUCCUUAAAUAUUGUUGGUUAUCAUGCGAUCAAUAGAUAGGGACAGUCACUUCUCUGGAAAUGACAUCAUAGAAUAACCUAUAGCUCGUGUUAAACCUUUUAACCCCUAAGGACACAUGACAUGUGUGACAUGUCAUGAUUCCCUUUUAUUCCAGAAGUUUGGUCCUUAAGGGGUUAAUGCAAUGCGCCAUAUUAUUUUAAAUGUAUGUUAGAAUGAAACAAUUUACAUCAAUCCAGUUCAGUUCUAGCAGAGCCAGGGAAUGCAUUGCAUUAUGGGAGACCAAAGUGAUUUGAAAGUGGUCUUUGUCACUUUAUAGAAAAUAUAUCUGGUCUAACCACUGCCCACUCACAUGGAUUAUUAUUCACUGAAAUAUUUAAAAAGAAAUGGGAUGGCACAUACCUGAGAAAAUACAACCACUAGUUUAGGAGGGCAGCAGACCCAAAGGUUAAAAUACAACCUUUCUACGUUUUGUGUCUUUCUCAAGGGAGGGUCAAACACAUAGCAUGAUACAAUUAUGUUUUUUGUUUUAUAGUUUGAUGUAAUAAAGAUUGUACAAGUGUUGUCAGGUGUACACACUCACGCAGAACUAUAUUUAUCUCCCUGUCCCAUUUAGGGCUUGAGAAAGACACUACACGUAUUGUAACGUUACCUUUUACUUUUUUGGCUGAAUAAACCAUAUAACAUUUCAGAUUGCUGCAAAUUUUCUUUUUGUCCUCUGUUUAGGUAUAUAUUAGCACUUUUGCACAAGUUUGUGUUGGCUUGUUACACUUUUAAAGAAAAUAAAUGUAUAAGUAUUCCUGUAUACACCUGGUCACUAGUGAAAAACAUGUCUACUUUGUACCUAAUGUUUUUUUAAAUGAAAAUUUAAGCAAGGAUUAGAUUUUUCUCUUGGUACUCACCCAAAUAUAAAAUUGUGUGAACAAGUUUGCCAGCUUCUGAACCGGAAUGUGGUUUUGUUUUUUGGGGUCUUUAAGAUACAUAUACCUUACACCCCUUUUUGUUUUAAUUACCAGACAAAUGACCUACAAAUUGCAAAACUGUGGAAACACAUUUGGCACGCGAACAUAAUGGGCCACAGAUGCACGCACCCACUCAAACUAGCAUUUAUACAUACACAAACUAUGACAAUUACACAUACUCCCAACCACACUGGAGAGGGAUUUAAUUCUUCCUGCUGCUUGGAGGGUCAGAGGUAGCAGUGGGUUCUGUGUGUUUACCAUUUCCACUUAAAUAGCUCAGUAUUCACUCUUUAGAUUGCAGGACCCUUGCUCAGUCACUGAUCGGAUGUUUCAGACAGUUCCCACAUGCUUUAGCAGCUAACACUAGUAACUUGCAUUCUGUCUCUGGGGUUUACACUUUGCCAAGUUAUUCCUUUUCAGCAUUCAGUCCUGACUUUCUCUCACUCCAGGUCUCUUCCAUGAAGUGUGGGGUACUUCCCAUCUCUCAGGAGGCUCUACUGCUGGGAGACAUUGCUUACUACAACUACCAGGGCUCCCUUGAUGAGCUGGAGGAGAGGAUCCAGCUGCAGAAGGUUCUUGGGCCAAGCUGCAAGGUGCCUUUCAUUAAAAUGCCAACUUUUAUUACUCUUACAGAAUACGAACUCAUAUGCUGCAGCUUGUUUACUUACUCAUCCGUUUUUCAUAGUAACAUAAGCACAUUACCCAGAUAUGGGAGAUUAGAUCAUUGUUUAAACAAAGUUUGUGGGGUUUUUCUUGUUUGUUUUGUUUUUUUUCUCAAUUUUAUCUGUCCUCAGGUGCUGGUUCUUCGAAAUCAUGGAGUUCUGGCACUUGGCGAGAGCGUGGAAGAAGCUUUUCAUUACAUCUUUAAUGUACAGCUUGCAUGUGAAAUACAGGUAUUAUCCCGACCAGGGGCUGAAACAGCAGGGGUGGUGGGGGAGAAGGGUUAAUUUUUUCUUAAGGUACACUAAGAGCACAUAGACCACUAGCUAUUGUUCCAGGAGUACCCAACUCCUUCCCAGAGGAAUUUGUCAAAAUGUUUUUUUACAAGGCUUGUUGAUGUACCCGGGUCCAACUGGGCACUUGUCUAGCCUGCUUCCAGAUACUGCAACCACAAACAUCUGCCUCAACCACUGAGCCAUGCAGGGCCAAGCACAUCAGAUGAGCGCUCAGCCGGCAAGUGUAGUCCUCGAUUCGCUAGGGUCAGCUCCGUGAAGACAUCAGACUUCUGAAGGAGGAAACCAGAUGCUGCACAUAUGCCUGGGAGAUCCAGAUACGUUGGAACUAUUUAAAACCGUUUGACAAAUUACUCUGAGAGGGUGUGAGGCCCUCCUUGCACCACAACCACAAAAGCGUUCUGUGCUUUUGAAGAAAGUAUGUAUUGUGUUCAGUACUCUAACUUCAAUCAUACUAUAACAUUCUUUCCAAAAAGCAACCAAAUUGUGCAGCAAUUACAUCUUAUGCAAACAUCAAUGUGUGAUAUUUAAAGCAAUUUAGCCAGUAAUGUUGUUGUUUAUAGGUUUUCUAUAGUGUGAGGAAUACAAAGUUUUAUUUCUUACACUAUUGUUCCCUGUACUGCCCCCGCACCCUUCAAUCUUCUUUGGCGCUUUGAGGUCACACCACAGGGGGUGGCUAAUGUGCACCUCAAGCAUAUUUGGUCCACCCCAAAGAAAAGCAUUGCUUCAAUGCUUUCCUAUGGGGAUUUUUACUGACGCUGAAUGUCCUCAUGCAGGGUGUGAGGUCACCUAGCCACCAGGAAGUGCCUCUAGUAGCACUGUGACCGCCACUACAGGCCGUCUUAGUCCUGCAAUGUUAUCAUGUUGUUUUAAUUAAGGGGGAUAGGGGCAGUUCACCCAGACCACUUCAUGAGCUGAAGUGGUUUGAGCGCCUAUAGUGUCAGUUUAUUAUUGUGUACAAAUGUAAACUUUUUUUCCAUGCUCUGCCUCCAUCUGUUUGGUGUCACUGACUAUAUUUUAUCCACCUGUAACAUUGUUUCAUGACUCGUUUCAAUAUCCUCCUACAGGUAAAUGCUCUGGCUGGGGCUGGAGGGAUUAACAACUUAGUUCUGCUUGAUCAUGAGAAAUACAAGCCAGUCACACAUGAUCUGGCCAGCGAAGGUGGCGGAGGGGUCAAUAUGGAGGGGCAACACAAGUGGAAGGUUGGAGAGUUGGAGUUUGAGUCUCUUAUGAGGAUGCUAGAUAAUUUGGUGAGUACCCAUGAUGCUACAUUAAUUUUAUGGUUUCUAAUUGCCCCCUCCUUAAUUAUGUUUGUGCAUCUGCUGUCCUCUAUUAAUUGAGUACAAUCUCCUCUGCAGGGUUACAGGACAGGUUAUGCCUACCGACAGCCUCUGACCCGGGAAAAACCUAGACACAAGAGUGAAGUAGAAAUCCCAGCCACCGUCACAGCAUUCUCAUUUGAGGAUGAUCCCUCUAUGCCACGUUCCCCUCUUCGAUUCCUAGCACAGAGGCAGCAGCGAGAGAAGACUCGAUGGCUCAAUUCUCCUAACACCUACCUCAAAGUUCAUGUUCCUGAGGAGUCUCUGAAUGGAGAGAUGAGCCCAAGGACCAAGGUUAUGGUAAGUAGUUACUGCAAGAGUAGUAUAGAGUUGCACCCUCUCUCCCCUAUCCCACCAGAACUCCUACCCUGUAUUUCAGCAACCGUGCUUGGUGAUUGGCUGAGAACGGAUUCUCCCUUUAUUUGCCAUAUUUCUAUUUGCAACGCUGCUCCCCAUUCAUGGAAAUUAGAUCUAAAAUAAUAUUGGGAUGAAGUGUGUGUAUAUAUAUAUAUAACCACCCACUAUAUAUUUUAUUCUGCACCUCUUGUUUUUGCAUAUUUUUCACGGCUGUCUGAGAGUUGUAGAAGCACAAUAGUGCAGGUUAUUUGAUAUCUAAAUAUUGUACGGCAGUAUAUUUGAGAAAAUAUUUAAGUAAAGUGGAUUUCCUGUCGACAUCCGCAUCCAUCUGUUCCCUGUUCAAUGUAAUGGUGAGAGCUGAUCUGAACGUGGUGUGUUUUUGUUUUUUUUUGGUUUUCCUUUUGUUAUCCUGUGUCCAUGUUUGUCUGUGGCUUACCUACUGUCAUCCACCUUUCCAGUGGAUGAAAGCUGAGGAGGUGAACAAGGCUGGAGGGUUCCCCAUCAAAAUCGAAGAUCCCAAUCAGUUUGUCCCGUUAAACACUAACCCAACUGAUGUUCUGGAAAAACGAAACAAGGUAGAUUUUAUACAUUGGAUCUUGAUUUUUUUUCACACUGUUUGUACUGUACCUUCUGCUAACACUUUCACUGCUAUCAGUUCAUUAUCUUGGACUGAGAAUGAAAAAGCAGCACCGCACUUCACUGUAAUCAUGUGAUCCUUUAUUAAGUUACACAAAGGCCAUGUUUUAAACCAAAGUGGAGCAUUGAUUGGCGGUCUUCCAAAUUGCCAUAGCCAAAUCAUAUAAAGCUACAUAGCAUUUAUAAAAUGUAUAGUUAAGAACUAAUUUAUGUAAUCUUGAAAAACCAACCAUACAUAUACUUGCUCAUAUUUAUGAACUAGCUCCAAUGAAUCUGCUAAUAAUUCUUUGGACUCUGUAAGGUACGAGAAAAAUAAUUAAUGUGAUACAAAUACCAUGUAUUGCAGAACAGACGUUUUACAGAAAUGGAGAAAAUAUUGGGUUUGAUUUAACUUCUGUUCUUGAUGUAGAACAUUUUGGAAAGUUUUCGCUGUUGCAUAAGCAGAUUGAGCCACAAGCAGGAUUAGAUGACUUAGUUCUAUGUGAAACGCCCAAUUUAAGGUAGAGGGAAAGAACAGUAUCCUAUGUAGAGCAGAUAUACUAUACCUGGGCAAAAUAAAGCUGGCUACUCCCACAGUCAAGAACAUUUCAUUCAGAUCUAUCCCUUAAAUUUCUGCUCACAUACCGGAUUACAGCGAUUCCCCAGAGCUGCUGGCUCUGUGCAGAUCAUUAGCUCCCUCCAGAGGAAGAGUGUGGUCCUUGUUAGCUGUGUAGGAUGCACAUACAAGUUGGACUAAUUUGCUAAUAAAAACUAAUAAAUGUUACUAUCUUGCUUUGAUGUAUCGGGUCAUUGUGCAUCUUAUUGAUGAAGUUCUAAACCAUCCUGGAAAGAGAUUCAGUAUAAACAACCUAACUUUACGUUAUUGCAGCAAAGUUAUUUAUUUACUAAAGUGUAAAUUUUUAAAGGAACAUUCAGAGUUGUCAAAUCAUUCUCAAGCAGGACUGCUCAUCUCAGGAGAACACCAAGGCACUCCUGGCACCGUACUUGCCACUACAGUAAUCUGAAGUGGUUAUGGUUCUUGGAGUGUUCCAUUAGGGAUUUGACUGGAGAAGAUUAGACAAUGAGAGAUUGUAAAAUGUGUGGGUGAUCGGUAAUAAUUCCAUAUGUUUAAUAUAUAUGAGGUUCUGAUCAGGAUUCUGUGUCCACUAUUUUCUAGAUCAGAGAGCAGAACCGGUACGACCUAAAGACUGCUGGACCCCAAUCCCAGGUGCUAGCUGGAAUUGUAGUGGACAGGCCAAAUCCUGUAAGUUUGUAGCCUUGUGAAUGCAAUGCGUAGAUAACAUCUGGUGAUUGUCUGGAUGUGGCUUUAAUGAUUUUCCCUUUUCUCUCAGCCCAUGCAGUUUGAGGAGGAUGAAAAUGCACCACCGCCUCCUCCAAACCCAUUCAGCUACCUGCUGGAGGAAGAGACGGAGGGUGGGCAAAAGAGAGACCAGAACUCAAACCAUGGUAAGCAGACAACUGGCAUUUUACACUGCAUACCUCUUCAUUCAACACUUCUAGUUUUAAUUUUUCUCAUCUAUUAAUUUGUUUUAAUCGAUUUGUUGCAUGUACUUCAACCACCCGCACGCCACAGUCUGUCAAGUAUUAACAGAUGGCACAACUUUACACACCGUAUUAAUGGAUUGCAUUUAAAUAUGUCCUACUGUUACACACGGUAACUUCUAACAGUCUCUCCCAUGCAUGUUCUGUUGCAUGCCAAUUAAUACAUUCUUAACCCUGCAGAUGCUGAGCACGAAUUAAUCUUGGAUGAAGCACCCUCUGUCCCAAUAACUGAGCCCACACCCCAGGCACCGAUAACUAACACAGGUAUUUAAAGGGCACUGGCCUAUUUUUCCAACAUUUAUUUAAAGAGAAUAGAUAUUGGAAGGAUGGAAGAGUCAGUAACUUUAGAUCUGGUAAAUCGUAUGGUUUGGUUUAUUAAAUCCCACAUUCCAGUGAGCUCAAGACAUGGUCACCGGGGAUUGCAAACUAUUUAAUUGUUUUUGAUCAUUAAAGGAACAUUACACACUCAUGAAGCAUUUUUGGUUGCUGAAGAGUUUGUGUGUUUUUUGGGGUCUUUUUUUUGUGUUUUUCAUUUUACCAAAAGAGCAGAUUUCAAUAGAAAUUUGAGCUUUUUUUUAUUAUUAUUUAUUUAUUUUUUAAAUAUAUUAAUUACUCUUCUGGCUGUCAGACAACAAGUCCUGUAACAUCCUGGUUGAUUAGCUCAGUGGACGGAAACUCAAGAGGCAAAUUAAAAAUGUAUCUAUGCUGUUAUUAGAGGUAUAUCGACUAAAUAGUGAUUUAUUUGGAAUGUGGUGUCUGUUUAAGUAACAGACCGGAAGAUGUAUGCACAGAUUCUGUUCUGGUGCUUAAUAAUCAUUCUGAUUGCUGCUAAAUUAAAGAGGAACUUCAGGAACAGUCAGACAAAGUAGUCUUUAUGAAAUACUGAUCCUGACUAUGUUGGAAUUUCACUGAAAUGUAUAACAAUGUUGUAUGUGGAGGCCAUGCAUCUAACUAGGCCACUAGAGUAUAGCCUAAAACAAAUGCUAUAAUAGAGUAUAGUAAAGAGUAAUCGUUACAGUUGUGGAAAGCUAGACCAUGAGUCCAUGACGGGUUUAUGGGAAGAUCAAACACUUAAAGUUAAAGGACCACUCUAGGCACCCAGACCACUUCAGCUUAAUGAAGUGGUCUGGGUGCCAGGUCCUUCUAGGGUUAACCCAUUUUUUCAUAAUUAUAGCAGUUUCAGAGAAACUGCUAUAAUUAUGAAUGGGUUAAGCCUUCCCCCUAAUCCUCUAGUGGCUGUUUCAUUGACAGCCACUAGAGGCGCUUGCGUGCUUCUCACUGUGAAAAUCACAGUGAGAGCACGCCAGUGUCUAUAGGAAAGCAUUGUAAAUGCUUUCCUAUGAGACCGGCUGAAUGCGCGCACAGCUCUUGCCACGCUGCGCAUUCAGGGCGGGGCGUAAAGGAGGAGGAGAGCUCCCCGCCCAGCGCUGGAAAAAGGUAAGUUUUUACCCCUUUCCCCCUUCCAGAGCCGGGCGGGAGGGGGACCCUGAGGGUGGGGGCACCCUCAGGGAACUAUAGUGCCAGGAAAACGAGUGUUUUCCUGGCACUAUAGUGGUUCUUUAAAGGGACUUAAUUUAGUGGUUUUGGUGCAUAGAGGCUGCCCUUUGGCCAUUUUAUCUGAGAGCCUGGAUUCAGCACUUCUCUGUGAUAAGCAUUUGAGUUGUUGAUGCCUGCGUUAGUCAUGCAUUCACACUAUGCUCACAAUGCUUUGCCUGGCCGUGGAGAAGCAUUGGACAAAAGUCUUCAGAAUAACUCGUUUCAGGCUGGAGGCUGUCCCAGUGCUGAAUUAUUUCAAGUUUUAUGACAUUACUUUUAAAAUAUGGAGGUCCCGGUCAUUUUAUGACCGCAAGUAACAUUAGAACGAGACUAUAAACUGGUACCGGGAAACUCACUUUUGUAUGAAACAUGCCAAUAGGAAAUGUGUUGUGUUACAAAUAUACCUGGAAAAAGUAAUAAGGUUACACAGCCUUGUUCAAACUGUCACCACUGGAGAGUACGGAUUAGAAACAAUACUAACUCUAGAGCACAAUAUAAAGGGAUUCUAUAGUGCCAGGAAAUCAAAGGCGCCUGGCACUGUAGAAUCCUAUAGCACCCCUCCCAUGGUGCUGAAGGGGUUAAAAUCCCCUCCGUCACUUUCCUGAAUCCAGCACAGAUGUCCCCUCUGCACUGGGUCAGGCUCCACCCACAUUUCUCCGUCAGCCAGCAGGGGAGACUUAAUUUGCAUGUGCGCCAAUGGCCACACUCGCAUUAGGAUUUUCCCAUGGGAAAGCAUUAUGCAGAGCAUGAGGACGUCCAGUGUCCAAUAACAGACCUAAGGUCAGUUUCAAACUAGGAAGCCCUCUAGUGGCUGUCUGGUAGACUGCCACUAGAGGUGGAAUUAACCCUGGAUGUUGAUUUAUGAAUAACUGCAAUAAUUACUAUUGAAGGGUUAAGGAACAUUGCACCUAGACCACUUCAAUGAGCUGAAGUGGUCUGGGUGCCUACAGUGUACCUUUUAAAUAGCUCAGUAAGGUCUAAGAAGUAGCAUCCCCAUUUGACGAUACGUCUCUGUGUGCUUUGGUUAUGUUAAUGUUACUUUGCGCGCCUGUAACGGCCAUAGCUUUUUAGUGAAAGACAUUUGCUAUUUUGAACCCCUUCUACUCUAUUGUCAUUGAGAGAGUCCAGUUUCUUCCUCUGCACAGUGCAUGUCUGCCUGCAGUCUGUAGAAUACUCAGAAAACCGAGCCGCUACCCCCAGAGGGGGGGGAAAGGGGGAAUUAACCAAAAAAACAAUAUUUCUAAAGGUCUAUUGCCAGUACAAAUAUGUAAAGUAGCAUAGAUUUAUUUUUAUCUGAAAUACAAAUUCCAUGGAGAUGAGAAGUCUCUCGUAAAUAAUCUACAGUGUAAUUAAUACUGGCACAGAAAGGAUAGGUAAAUUACAGCAGAUUGUCAAAGGUGCAGCUUCAUAAUCUACCAUUACAGCAGGAAGUGGGUGGUCAACGGGAUCUCGCAAAGUUUCCAUAUUGACGCAGGGGAUUAAUGAGAUUGUUACAAACAAGUGCACAUUUUAGAAACUUGAUGGUCAAAAGCUAGAUUUCCAGCUGUUGCACACAAACUUCCAUGACGCUAAAAGGGUUAUGCCAACCACCAUGACCACUUCUGCUUCUAGAAUCCUGGUGGUAGGAGCCUGUAUGUGCAGCUUAUAUGCUCGAAUAGCUGCACAUGCAGUGAUAGUCGCACUUGUGUCUGGGACUCAUUUCAUCCCUAGCUAUGCAAUUGAGGCAGUCUAACUCUUUUGAGCUGCCUGUUAAAUCUGUGCAAAAGCUGCAUCUAUCAUCAGUGUGCUGGUGGCAUAGGUGGUCACCGCUGGAAUCGUGCCUGCAACGGGGAAAAGUCAAUGUCCUCUCCCUCCAGUUUGGUGAUUUUUAACAUAGCUGUUUAAUACAUGUGCUCUGAGCCUGGGAGAAUGGUCUAGUUAUAUGCUUCUGUAUAAGAAGCAUUUGAUUGGACCUCAGAGGGAAGGAGUAACAUCAGACAGGGUGUGGAAGGCAGUAUGAGAGUUUUUUUCAGUACAGGAGUCCAUUUAAGUUUAAAGCUUAUAAUUUAUUAUCGGGGUUGGUGGGGGGAAGCUAACGAAUAAUGCAUUCUACAUUACAUAAAUAGUUUGUGGUCCUUUAAAAGGUUUACUCAAACCAUUUUUACCUAAAGGUCACCCAGGCUACUUCACAUCAAUGAAGUAGCCAGGUUGCAGUCAGUGUAACAGUUUCUGCUAAAAGGCAAUGUUUUACCUUGAUUGGUUAAACUUUCCUCCAAUGACUGUUACACGGACAGCCACUAGAGGCGCUCCUGCUGCACUGACUGUAAAAGGGUGCGGAAGCUUGAAUGAAUGUGCAUCAGGUCCCCAAUUCUACUCAAUAGAAACACUGAAUUGGAGUAUGGCAAUGUUGAGGGAGCCUCGACCCUGGAAAAUGGCAAGGAAAAAAAAAUAUAUAUUUUUACAGGGCUGAGGGAGAAACCUAUAGAACUAGGGCCACUAAAGCGUUAGAUAUACAAAAGUUUGUGUUCCUUUAAGCCUCAUGGCAGCUGUAAUGUUUCAGCGGCUUGAAAUGUACCUUCUGGUGUCCCCAUUUCUAGAUUGGUAAUGUAGCAGAACAGAUUAGCAUUUUGUUUCCUCCCCCCUGUACUCACUGCUCUCCUUGUUACCACAGAGUCUUCAGAGGACCUUAUUAUAAACACAGAUUCGCCCACCGUGGUGUUAAAUGGUAAAGAUAGCAGCAGACAUGAGGAGGAUCUGUCGGUGCAAAUGAACCAGCUCCGCGUGGGGGAGACUGUGGAGAUUACAGUCAGGACCUCUGAGAAGAUCAUCGAAGGGGAACUGACCCCUGAGGGUUCUCCUUCAAAAUCUCCCAACAAGAAAAAGAAGAAAUUCCGCACCCCGUCCUUCCUAAAGAAAAACAAAAAGAAGGAAAAACUGGAGGCUUAA